Neurospora crassa OR74A is the source of this 2340-nucleotide messenger RNA. RefSeq lists its product as hypothetical. The transcript is spliced from 7 exons. The coding region runs from base 1 to 2340 and encodes 779 amino acids. NCBI's taxonomy places the organism in Eukaryota, Fungi, Ascomycota, Sordariomycetes, Sordariales, Sordariaceae. The record is from RefSeq and is a predicted model, not a curated record.
AUGGAUCUUCGUCACUUCUUCGUUACCUUCCUCUUCGUCGUCUGCGCGUGGGCGGCCAAAAACACCGACGAGGUCCGUGAGUUCAUCUACGAUAAUCGGGAUAAUAGAACCGUACUGAACGAGAAGCCCGCUCCGCCAUGGGUGAGUUCGCCAACCGUCCGGGGUACCGGUGAUAUCAUCAUAUCAUGCUUGGUGACCUUGAUUGCCUGCGCCUACACUGCUAUUCAUCCGACUGUACCACCUGGAGGCUCUGGCAAAAGGAGCUUCACGUUGAUCAAAGCCGCCCUGGUGCUGGUGGCACUUAUGUGUCCCGAGGCCGUGUUCGCACUUGCUUUCCAGGAGUAUCUUGACGCCCGAAGACUGAAGAAGACGCUCAAGGGAAUCAUCAAGGAUGGCAAUAAGGAGGCCCUGGCCAUAGUCGAGAAAAUCACCAAAACCACAGAGAAAGGCAACAAGGAGGCACUGGCCAUGGCCUUAUUCAACAAAAUCAUCAAGACUAAAGAGAAAGGCGAUGAGGAGGCCCUGGCCUUACGCGGUAAAAUCAUUAAUAGCAAAGAGAAAGGCAAUGAGGAAUUCCUCGCCAUGGUCGAUGAACUUAUCGAGGCCAUAGAGAAAGGCAAUAAGGAGGCCCUGGCCAUGGUCGAUAUGAAGUUCUGUUACUUCGUUGUCAUGGGUGGCCUGCAGGUCGACAUCUCCGACAUCAAACCGUCAGACCAUGUCCAAUUUUACUUCCAUGGCCACAACAUGCCCUCAACGCUUCCUCUCUCAGCCGACGGAGUGAUUGAGCUGGCCAAGCUGGGGUCCGGGUACCUGGAAAAACUCCUGGUUGAGCCCACCGUGAUAGAAGACAAAAGCAAAGGGGCAUUGGUGCAAAAGUGCGUAGUUCUCGUCCAAGUCACUUGGAUGGGAAUUCAGUGCAUUGCCAGAAAAGCUGCGGGGUACCCCGUUUCUCUUUUGGAAUUGCACACCUUUGGCCACGUUCUGGUUGCAAUGUUACUAUACCUGUGUUGGUUAAAAAAACCCCUUGACGUGCGACAACCAGUCUUCGUUAACCCUGCCGACUUCAAAGACGAGCCAACUAGAGAAGGCUUUCAAGAUGCAUUAGCACUCAUGGUUCAGGAACAGUUCUGUGACCUACAAAACCUCACUGGCUUCCUAAACUUGAAGUGGAAACAAGAAAAGCUGGACAAAUCGAAGGCAUCCAGGGCAGAGGAUGAUCCGAACUCUGUCAAGCAAAAGACAUCCCAGAUUGUCAUCAAUCAAGUGGCCCAAGAAUCGACGCCUCAGCCUACUCCAGCAGACGAACCUGAUCAGUACAUGGGACCCGGAAAGUCAACAACAGGCUCACAGGAUUCAGUCAUGUCAGUUCCAAAAAUCAAGGAAGUAGACGUACCGUCCGGGAAUCCGGAAACCUUCGAUCUGGGUAUUAAUCAGUAUCUUCCAUGUGGAUUCGGCCACAUGCCCGUGUCCCAGAAGCCGAACUGGAAAUGUAUUUGGACUGGUGCGGAUAACUGGCUAGUUGACUUGAGGAAGGCGUCCGGCUUCGACCGCAGAAAAGAAGACGAUCUUCCAAUCCGUCUCACCCGGGCCGAUCGUUGCCGCGCAGAAAGAGCAGCGAGACACAUCAAGGUUGUUGAGGAACUGUACCGCAUCGAUCCAGUCGAGCAACCAGAGCCCUACGCUUACAAAAGACAUGGAUCGUCAGGCCACCAUUGUCGGUAUACCGACCGUGGAUACAGGCGGGGGUUCCAAACUCUUAGGUUUGAGGUCGACAAACUCAAUCCACUUGCUGUCAACCAGAAUGGUGGAGCUCAACGUGACAGCGAAAACUCCAACCCGGAAACCAUUGAUGCCAAUCGCCGGAGACUACUCGAGGAAGUCACUCCCAGACUCAUCGUACAGUACGCCGCCUUCCUGGACGCCACCUUCAGCGGCUUCAGCAAAACAAGCUACUUCGUCUGCGUCAUGGUCGGUGCCUCCGUUGGCGCUGUCCACCUAGCAGCCUGGGACUCCGUCUUUCCUACAAGAGUGGAGAGCAUCAUUUGGAGGAUAGCGAGUCUCCUGAUGAUGGCUACCGUUCCUGUUGGUCUGAUCUAUCGCUUUCAAAUUAUCUUUAUUCAGCGGUAUAACUUCCAGAAUUUCCGGCUGGGUUAUCAGACAUCCCAUGUUUGGCGCGUUGGGUUCCUCGCCGCAUGGUAUUUCUUUUUGAUUAUAAUAUCCAUAGUGGUGUUCGUUACUGUGCGGGGGUAUCUCAUUGUGGAAUCGUUUAUCAGUGUUCGCUAUAUGGCUUAUGGUGUUUACUUUGUUCCGGACUGGCUGCAGAUCUUCCCACACAUCUGA